AGGAUCGGUCAUUAGAUGGUCAUUGAGCGUCGUCACACAUCGACACAAGUUUGCGCCCUGCAGUCUGUUGGUACCCGUGUGUAUAAAUACUUGCAUUGUAUGGGCCACCACCAUCAGUACUCCGCAGAAAUUGGAACAAUGAAGACUAUCUUCUCCCUUGGUUUGCUGAUGUGCAUCGCGCUGGCGUACGCGUCGGCCCUCCCAGCACCCGAGGGUGAUGCCACAGACACUGCUGACCUGACCGCUCCUACUGAAAAUGAGGAGCUCACGCCUGAGGAGUCCCGCUGGGGUUACGGGGGCUGGGGCAGAGGCUACGGCGGUUGGGGUAGAGGCUACGGAGGGGGUUGGGGACACGGAGGGGGAUGGGGGCACGGUGGGGGGUGGGGACGAGGCUACGGAGGAGGAUGGGGGUACGGCGGCGGAUGGGGACGCGGAUGGGGCUGGGGACGUUAAAUAUGAUUAGUCUACCACAAAUUCCCUAUUUAAUUUCUAACUUUAUGUCUAUAAGAAUUAAAAAUUAUUGCUGAUUAUUUGUGGUACGGUCAGUGACGUCCAAACCAAGUACCUUUUUAAGCUUGUGAAAUAGAAAACGGUUUAGAUUGGUACUUGGUCAAUAUACGAAACAAUAGUGAUGUGUUAAGCUACUCCGAAAAAUACUUAAAUUGGAUUAAAGUGUAAAAUGUGAUUCUUUUGUUUUAUACGUAGUAAAAUAAAACAAUUAAAAUAUUUGUACAAUAA
This is a messenger RNA of Ostrinia nubilalis (European corn borer), 738 nucleotides long. Its product is annotated as neuropeptide-like protein 32. The transcript is spliced from 3 exons. The coding region runs from base 16 to 453 and encodes 145 amino acids. Lineage: Eukaryota; Metazoa; Arthropoda; Insecta; Lepidoptera; Crambidae. The record is from RefSeq and is a predicted model, not a curated record.